Rotaria sordida is the source of this 432-nucleotide messenger RNA. NCBI's taxonomy places the organism in Eukaryota, Metazoa, Rotifera, Eurotatoria, Philodinida, Philodinidae. The record is from the annotation of a GenBank genome assembly.
AUGUCAGAAGUAGCAUCAGCAGGCCAUCCGAAAGGCAUUCCUCCAGAUAGAUUAACAAUAACUAAUGAAAUUGAAAACUCAAUAGUAAUAACAGCAUCAACAGUGACAUCAUCUAACAAAUGUAGUGCUGUUUAUUUAACAUGUCGUAAUAGUAAUAUUGAAGAAGUUAAAAGAUUACUUAAAACUAUAAAACUUGAUGAAAUGGACAGAAUCGAACCAAAUGGUAGUACGACAUUACAUGUUGCAUGUUUCCAUAGCCAUCAAGAAAUCGUUAAAUUAUUACUGGAAGCAGCAGCGGAUAGAGCUAUAUCUAAUAAAUAUAAUUGUUUAUCAUUUGAUGAAGGCAAGAAUAAUGAAACAAACAACUUGUCUUUCGUAUAUCGACUUGCAAUAGAUUCAUAUCAACCACGGGUGCCAUCGAAUGAGAAUUAA